CAUCGUAUGAUCGCGACAUAUAAAUACGCGGCGCUCCCCACCUCCGACAAAACAUCAAAUCUCUCCGUUGCGUGAGGUUGUUCGUGUGUCCGAGGCCAUCCGUCAGUCGCGUCGUUUCGUAAGCCGCGCUUGCAAACGUCAAUUUCACAGUGACAUCAAUAAGAUUAGACUAGUGUGUUCAGUGAUAUUUAAAGCUGUUAAAUAACACCAGAAAAUGUCUUUCAACACCGACAUUUCCACCAAAUUGGAGAACAGCAGAAACACCCUGCGUAAAAUCGCCAGGCAUGACGGCACCGAUUUCUCAAAACAGAGCAUACUCCAUGACAUGGAUAAAUUCGUCAAAAUGGUGAACACCAUGGAUGAGACCGUGCUCGUGCCCAGCCGCCUUAUGAACCUGCCGCAAGAUGGAGAAGAUGAUCCAUUCAACAUGUUCGCCAUGUUGAACGACUUGAAGACUGAACUCUUGUGGUCCAGUGGCGACACAGAGGAGAUUGGGGAGAGGGGCAGACGGGUGUCUGACAUCAGCGACACAGAGAGCGAUGCUUCCAGUGCCGCUGGCGACUCUGGUAUCGAGGGCGAGGACGAGAGGGAGUCGGCCGCGCGGGCCGCCGCUGCGUGCCGCCGUCACCUCCGAGGCUUGCGCCACUCGCUCCGUCAGCUCACAGCCGCCGCCGCGCAACUCACGAGGUCAUAUCAAGAAGAAGUAGGUGCACCCGUCUAGAAGAAAUCUACUUUAUUUUAUUUUUCUGUGAUUAAAGCCUGUACCCCGCACGCUGUAUAUAUAGGAUUAUCAGCCCUCUCUGUACAUAUAGGUUAUUAUGGCUGACCGUGUUUGGGUUUUUUCUCAAUAAGUUAGGAAAUGAGGUUAUUUAAUUAAAUUUGAUUUUCAUUA
Molecule: messenger RNA, 892 nt
Organism: Manduca sexta (tobacco hornworm)
Lineage: Eukaryota; Metazoa; Arthropoda; Insecta; Lepidoptera; Sphingidae
Product: mid1-interacting protein 1-B
Exons: 2
Coding region: 215-721 (168 amino acids)
Biological process (GO): regulation of lipid biosynthetic process
Cellular component (GO): cytosol
Source: RefSeq, a predicted model, not a curated record